Messenger RNA from Cucumis melo (muskmelon), 2315 nucleotides. Its product is annotated as light-mediated development protein DET1. Lineage: Eukaryota; Viridiplantae; Streptophyta; Magnoliopsida; Cucurbitales; Cucurbitaceae. The transcript is spliced from 12 exons. Bases 301 to 2037 code for a protein of 578 amino acids. Gene Ontology annotation, cellular component: nucleus; cullin-RING ubiquitin ligase complex. Gene Ontology annotation, biological process: positive regulation of proteasomal ubiquitin-dependent protein catabolic process; protein ubiquitination. Gene Ontology annotation, molecular function: ubiquitin-like ligase-substrate adaptor activity; ubiquitin protein ligase binding. The record is from RefSeq and is a predicted model, not a curated record.
GCCAGUAGUAAAAAGAAACCCACGUGGAUAGUGGAUAAGCUGAAAGAGAGAUAGAGAGAGGGAAAAAAGAGAGCGAAGAACUUGAAGAAGCAAAGAACGAAGAACAACGACAAAAAAGAGCUUCUCCUUCUGCUGCUUGUUCUUCCUUCAAUAUAAAAGCCCCUUAAACCCUUCCUUUCAUCGAUUCAAUUCCCUCUCUUCCACUACGCUACAUCCUCCCCCCUCGCAUUUCUCCUCCUUCAGAUUCCGCAUGAAAAUCCGCAAGAGUUUAUCUUCAAUCUGACCUAUUCCAACAAAGGAAUGUAUAGAAACAACAAUGUGGCUGAUAGGAUCUUUCAUCGCCAAAUCGCUACUCCUCCUCCUGGAACCACUUCUCAUUGCGUUAGGCGAUUCUACGAGAACAUAGUUCCGAAUCAUACUGUUUACGACGUUGAAUGUCCGGACCAUUCCUUUCGCAAGUUCACGGUUGACGGUCGAUACCUAAUUACAUUCAGCAGGAAUCAUCGCGAUUUGAUUGUUUACCGUCCGAAAUGGCUUUCGUUUUCUUACAAAGGAGAUGAAAUCGAUACGUUUCAGGAACUUCCUUCCACUGCUCAGAAGUUUGAGAGUUUCUUCAACUUGAUUUAUUCCGUCUCCCUUGCCUCCUGCAACGAGCUUAUAUGCAAGGAUUUCUUUCUUUACAUGGAGAGUAACCGAUUUGGUCUUUUUGCUACUUCUACGUCUCAAAUCCAAGACGCUUCGGCCGUCGGUGGUGCUGUUCCGGGAGUUCCUUCUAUAGAGAAAAUUACGUUUCACCUACUUAGAUUGGAGGAUGGAGAAAUUCUUGACGUGAAGGUGUUCGUCAAUGAUUUUGUGAAUUUGGUUCACAAUCCGGGCGUCUUCCUCUAUGAUGAUCUGUUGUCUAUUGUGUCGCUACGCUACCAGAUUGUACACAUUCUUCAAAUUAGGGAUUCCGGCCACCUUGUUGAUGUAAGAGCUAUUGGCGCUUUUUGUCGUGACGAUGAUGAACUUUUUCUCAAUUCAAGCUCUCAGGCAAGCACUGCAAAUAUCUCUUCCGAACUCCAUGUAGCUAUUCUGAAUUGUGCAUGUUUGGCUGGUUUCUGGUCUCUUUGCUCUAAUUUUAUUUCGAAGAUGAUGAACUUCUUCUCAAUUUCUAGUUAUCAGUGUGUGGGGGUACCUGAAAGAAGCAGAUUGGUUGCGGGUAAUGUUGAGAAUGGUUACCAUCAUAACCCGCCCAACACUGACAAUUCUUUUCUGAGUGGUCUCAAACAACGCUUGCUGUCGUUUAUAUUCCGCAGAAUAUGGAAUGAAGAAACAGAUCAUCGCUUGAGGGUUCAGUGUUUGACGAAGAGUUUCUACUUUCAUUUUCAAGAUUAUGUCGACUUGAUUAUUUGGAAGGUACAAUUCUUGGACCGGCAACACUUGCUGCUCAAGCUUGGGAGUGUAGAUGGAGGGGUUUCGCGGAUGGCUGAUCACCACCGGGCAUUUUUUGCUGUAUAUGACAUGGAGACCACUGUAAUUGUUGCUUUUUAUCAGAAUUCAGCAGACGACCUUUACCUUCUAUUCGAGCGUUUUUGUAAUCACUUCCAUGCAGCAUCAAGAAAUUCACUGUGCAUGAAUUUCAUAUCCUCACACUCCAACAACGUUCAUGCUCAAGAACAACUAAGAAGCUUGAAAAAUAAAGCAGUCAGCUAUUCACAGUUUGUGAAGAAGAUGCUGGUAUCUUUACCGUUCAAUUGCCAAUCACAGAGCCCAUCUCCCUACUUUGACCUAUCUCUUUUUCGGUAUGAUGAAAAGCUGAUUUCCGCAACUGACCGGCACAGACAGUCAACGGAUCAUCCUAUAAAGUUUAUUCUAAGACGACCACCUCAUUCCCUUAGAUUCAAAAUUAAAUCAGGUCCAGAAGGUGGGAUAACGGAUGGACGAACAAAAGGGAUAUCAUCUUUUCUUUUUCAUCCAUAUUUGCCACUUGCUCUCUCCAUCCAACAGACAACAUAUUUAAAUCCUUCUGUUGUCAAUAUUCACUUCCGGAGAUAAAAAAGAAAGAAACAGAAACACAAUCAAUUUUUCAACGCCAAAACUGUACAUAAAAACAAUACACAUUUUAACCCUCAGGCGCUUCCCUAGUCAUUAUUAUUUUGCGGCUUUUCCAGGUCCUUAAUUUUUGAAACUGAGUGUUGAUUAUUGAAAGUCACUUUUAUUUUCCUCGUUUGAGCAUCUUUUUGUCCCCCAAAUUAAGGCUAAUGUUAUGUAUUUAUAGACUUGUUUAGAAUAAAAACACUUAAAACAAUAGAGGGUGGUUUGGUUUUGUGUAA